Molecule: messenger RNA, 1755 nt
Organism: Tupaia belangeri chinensis (Chinese tree shrew)
Lineage: Eukaryota; Metazoa; Chordata; Mammalia; Scandentia; Tupaiidae
Gene: C4BPB
Product: complement component 4 binding protein beta
Exons: 6
Coding region: 359-1195 (278 amino acids)
Source: RefSeq, a predicted model, not a curated record
ACUCAAGUCUGUUGUGGAAAAAUAACUUGAAGCUCAAAGGGACUGGCCCACUGGAUUUGCAUUCCCAGGAGCUGGGGAAUCUCAGAAACCGUGUUUUAAAGCAGGCCGUUCUUUUACCAUCCCUUUGGGUUGUGUAAAGUCCUUUUCCCCCAUACCAACUUCCUUACUGUUCUUAUUUCCUGCUGUAGGAUUUUUGUUUUUCUUUUUCUUUACCUUCAGGGAAGGGAAAUCAAUAUAACUCCUUUUCAAGAAGGGAGGUGGCUGGUCCGAUCUCCAGCAGUACUAAAAGAUCUGUUUUGAUCUAGGUCAAGUGUCUGGGCUGGCUUAAUUCCAGCUGGGUCAACUAAUUGAUCACCAGAUGUUUCUUUGGUUUGUAUGCUGUCUUGUGGUUGCUCGGCUGAUUUCCGCGUCAGACGAGAGAUGUUCAAAACCUCCCCAAGUGGACAACAGUAUUUUUAUUGCAAUGAAGGAAGAAGGACAGAUUUCAGGAAUUUAUUCUUGUAUAAAAGGCUACCACUUGGUAGGAAAGGGAACCCUCUUUUGCAAUGCCUUUGAUGAAUGGACUGUCCCUACUGCUACAUGCCACUUGGGCCACUGUCCUAAUCCUGUGCUGUCGAAUGGCAAGUUCAAUUAUUCUUGGCCUGUGAAAGUAAGCGACAAAGUGACAUUUAUGUGCAAUGAUUACUACAUCCUCAAGGGCAGCAGUUGGAGCCAGUGCCUAGAAAACCACACCUGGGCACCUCCCUUUCCCAUCUGCAAGAGUAGAGACUGUGACCCUCCUGAGAAUCCAGCUCAUGGUUAUUUUAAGGGGAGAAAUUUCACCUCAGGAUCUAACAUUACUUACUACUGUGAAGAGGGAUACCGCUUGAUGGGCACACCGGACCAACAGUGCAUUGAUGGGGAGUGGAACAGUGACCUUCCGUCCUGUGAGCUGAUCCAGGAAGCUCCCAAACCAACUGCACCGACCAAGUAUGGGAAAGCACUACUUGCUUUUCAAGAGAAUAAAGACCUUUGCAAAGCCAUACAGGACUUUAUAAAAAGAUUAACGGAAACUGGCUUAACUAUGGAAGAACUAAAACAUACUCUAGAGAUGAAGAAAGCUGAAUUGAAGGGGAAAAAAUGCUGUCCUAACAUUGUAGCCAAGAAGACUGGUCAUAGAGAUACAUUGAAGAAUAAAUUUUCUUCUUGGUUCUGAAAUUGGUUUUUAUUUAUCUCUUAUUGGAUUGACGUGCAACUUCACAGUGGCCAGCUAAAAUUGUAUGAUGCAUUUUGUUUGUGUGUGUUGCCGUUGCUGUACUCAGAAUGUGGAAAGACCACAUAAAGUUGUUGCCUGUUUAAGACCAGGAUCAGCAACACAUUAGUGAGGAGUGGAGGGUUUAAUUUCCUGCCUGUGAGAAGAUUGAGUUAGCUUAGAUCUGAGCUAAGAGCAUUCCUUAUAUUUUUAUGAAACAGAAAUUAUAAAGCAAAAAUUAACCUCAAAUUAACCAAAAUGUAGAAUGUAAUAAUUAACCUUUUAUUUGGGGGGAAUGGGUUCAGAAUGGUUACAUCUUUAAAAUGACCCAUUGAGAUAGCAGUAGAGUUAGGACCCAAACCUUCUCUUGGGUCUCCUCUAUAUCUGGUUUAUGAAACCAGUUUUCCAAAUCUCCCACAAUUGCUUACUGCCUUUGGGUGAAAUGUAGUACUGCAUGGUAGAUUUGAGAUGAUGAAACAUAAGCAAUAAUAUUUUCUUCUCUCUCUCUCUCUCUCUCUCUUUUU